UAGCGAUGCCAGGGGAGUGUCUCGGUACAGGAUUGGUUGAUUGUGAGGAGUUGGCAGGGAGAGAGAUCUUUUGGAAGCGGCCGGGCUGCUUUCGGAUUGUGUGAAGGAGUUUGGAACCGCCCGGGCUACGUUCGAAUCGAGCAGUGCUUAGGCUGAAGGGUACAAGAUGAGCCUACGAAAGCAAACGCCCAGCGAUUUUCUGAAACAGAUCAUAGGGAGACCAGUGGUGGUCAAACUGAACUCGGGUGUGGAUUACCGAGGUGUUUUGGCUUGUCUGGAUGGGUAUAUGAAUAUAGCAUUGGAACAAACAGAAGAAUAUGUAAAUGGUCAACUUAAGAACAAAUAUGGAGAUGCAUUUAUUCGAGGCAACAAUGAAUCAAGAGGGAUCCUUACAACACAGACCUAUUGAGAAGUGUUUCUACAUUCCACACUGUAAGGCGCUUUAUCCCUGAGGCAGUAAAGAUCAUAACAUGUUCCCAGCUGGGACAUUGUAGGUCACAGCACUUUCCAAUCAUCGAGCAGGCAUGAACAAACUCACUUACGGGUGACUGUGCCAAAAUUCAGAACGUAGGAGAUCAGCUCCUCACAUUUAAUUUGUAGGUACAGGAAGCAUUAAUCCAAUACUUAAUUUGUGUAACUAUAUUUUUGUGGGCCUACAUUGGCCAAGUUUCUCUGAAUUGUUAGGGAACCAAACAAGAUGGAGAACUAAUGGUUACCAUGAUUAAUGUAAAAGAGGUUUGUGUUUCCAUAUUAUAAGAAUGAUAUAAGGAACACUGGAGAAGAUGUGAAAGGAUACCAGAUCUAAGAGAAUACAACUAUCAGGAAACACUUAAGUUAGGGCUUUUGUAGCAUAUUAAA
Molecule: messenger RNA, 858 nt
Organism: Carcharodon carcharias (great white shark)
Lineage: Eukaryota; Metazoa; Chordata; Chondrichthyes; Lamniformes; Lamnidae
Gene: lsm6
Product: LSM6 homolog, U6 small nuclear RNA and mRNA degradation associated
Exons: 4
Coding region: 167-409 (80 amino acids)
Biological process (GO): mRNA splicing, via spliceosome; maturation of SSU-rRNA
Cellular component (GO): U4/U6 x U5 tri-snRNP complex; U6 snRNP; P-body
Molecular function (GO): RNA binding
Source: RefSeq, a predicted model, not a curated record